Penicillium oxalicum is the source of this 375-nucleotide messenger RNA. RefSeq names its product MICOS complex subunit Mic12 family protein. Gene Ontology annotation, cellular component: mitochondrial crista junction; MICOS complex. Bases 1 to 375 code for a protein of 124 amino acids. Lineage: Eukaryota; Fungi; Ascomycota; Eurotiomycetes; Eurotiales; Aspergillaceae. The record is from RefSeq and is a predicted model, not a curated record. The transcript is spliced from 2 exons. Gene Ontology annotation, biological process: cristae formation.
AUGAACUUCGUCUCAGGAUUUGCCAGCGGCUUUGCCCUGACGACCUCUGUUCUCUACAUCACCGUCACAGUCCACCGUGCGACACGGCUCGAGCAACGACGGCAAAUACGCGAACAAGUGCACCAGAUCAACUGGCUCGCCGCCUCUGCCGGAGCUUACGAUCGACGCUUUCUCCCAGAGCACAAGCCUCGGAAUCUGGAAGAUGUGGAGUCUUCUAAAGAGAGCGAGAUCACCAUCAAGGACGUCCUCAAGCACAGGUGGAACCAAGAAGUAGGCAACUUUGCCCGAAAUGCCAAUGGAAACCGCUGGGAGGUUGUUAAGGAUGCUGCUUCCCGUGGAUGGGAUGAUGUUUUGCGACUUGUCAAAAAAGACUGA